AUGGGGACCCCCCAUUUUGGACCAGGGGGUGUGCAAGUCGGGGCCAUACUGCUGCUAGGUUUUACGGGGCUGGUGUCUGGACUCAGCCUAGAGCCUGUCUACUGGAACUCGGCAAAUAAGAGGUUCCAGGCAGAGGGUGGUUAUGUGCUUUACCCUCAGAUCGGGGACCGGCUAGAUCUACUUUGUCCCCGGGCCCGGCCUCCUGGGCCUCACUCCUCUCCCAGUUAUGAGUUCUACAAGCUGUACCUGGUAGGGGGUGCCCAGGGUCGGCGCUGUGAGGCACCCCCUGCCCCAAACCUUCUUCUCACAUGUGACCGGCCAGACCUGGAUCUCCGCUUCACCAUCAAGUUCCAGGAAUACAGCCCCAACCUCUGGGGCCACGAGUUCCGAUCCCACCAUGAUUACUACAUAAUUGCCACAUCAGAUGGGACCCGGGAAGGCCUGGAGAGCUUGCAGGGAGGUGUGUGCCUCACUAGAGGCAUGAAGGUGCUUCUGCGUGUGGGACAGAGUCCACGAGGAGGAGCUCUACCCCGAAAACCUGUGUCUGAAAUGCCCAUGGAGAGAGACCGAGGGGCGGCUCACAGCCUGGAGCCCGGGAAGGACAGCCUACCAGGUGACCCCAACAGCAAUGCAACCUCUCGGGGUGCUGAAGGCCCACUGCCCCCUCCCAGCAUGCCCGCAGUGGCUGGGGCAGCAGGGGGGCUGGCGCUGCUCUUGCUGGGCGUGGCAGGGGCUGGGGGUGCCAUGUGUUGGCGGAGACGGCGGGCCAAGCCUUCGGAGAGUCGCCACCCUGGUCCUGGCUCCUUUGGGAGGGGAGGUUCUUUGGGCCUGGGUGGUGGAGGGGGGAUGGGACCUCGGGAGGCUGAGCCUGGGGAGCUAGGGAUAGCCCUGCGGGGUGGUGGGGCUGCAGACCCCCCCUUCUGCCCCCAUUAUGAGAAGGUGAGUGGUGACUACGGUCACCCUGUGUACAUUGUGCAGGAUGGCCCUCCCCAGAGCCCUCCAAACAUCUACUAUAAGGUAUGA
Molecule: messenger RNA, 1023 nt
Organism: Arvicola amphibius (Eurasian water vole)
Lineage: Eukaryota; Metazoa; Chordata; Mammalia; Rodentia; Cricetidae
Gene: Efnb3
Product: ephrin B3
Exons: 5
Coding region: 1-1023 (340 amino acids)
Biological process (GO): axon guidance; ephrin receptor signaling pathway
Cellular component (GO): plasma membrane
Molecular function (GO): ephrin receptor binding
Source: RefSeq, a predicted model, not a curated record